CUCAAUACUUGAUCUGCUGGCUAAGCAUCUAGGGCAUUAGAGAGGAGGGGCUGGGAACCAGGACUCCUGGGUUCUAUGCCAGGCUCUGGGGGGGAGGGGGGCUAGUUUCAAAGCAAUAGUUGUUGUUUAGGUGGUUUUUUUGCUAAGACAGUGUCCAAUGAUCAUUUCCGUUCAUGGUUUGCAGCUUGUGGAUCUCAGAGAGCAGGUGGGGGUGGAGCAUGUAGAAGACACAGACUUAAGGAGAGUGAACUCAACAUGCAGGGGAGGGCUCUGGGGUGCAGGGCACAGACACACGGAUGCUUUGCUGGCCAUACACACGCCAUCUGAGGCUCUCUCUGCUCUGGGAGACUCCCUGCCACUGGAACAAGAUAUCAUGGCACUCCCACCAACCCCAGUGGCAAAUUUCAGCAAGACCACAGAGGUCAUGAAGAUCUCUCACCUGGCCUCUGCUCUGUUGCUCUUCAUCACCUUCCUGGUGGGUGUGGCGGGGAAUGGGCUGUACCUGUGGGUGCUGGGGAUGAAGAUGAGGAGGACGGUGACCACACUCUGGUUCCUUCACCUGGUGUCCUUCUACCUGCUCUUCACCCUUCUGAUCCCCUUCUUUGCCAUCUAUGUCCUCCUGGAUUUCCACUGGGUCUUUGGCACGGCCUUGUGCAAGCUUCUCAAUACCUUCAUUUCUAUGGGCAUGUUCACCUCUGUCUUUCUUCUCACACUCAUCAGUCUGGACCGCUACACCCUCACUCACCAUCCCAUUUGGUCCCGGAAUCACCGCACCAUGCCACAGGCUUGGAAGCUGAUUGUGGGUGUGUGGCUGGCCUCCUUCGGUCUCAGCGCUCCCUACCUGGCUUUCCGGGAGACCCAUGUGGUUGACGGGGACAGAAUCAUCUGCAUCAACAAUUAUGCCCUCUCCACAGACUGGAUUGGAGCCGAGCCGCAAGACCUGGGCAGACAGGUCCACCUGGCUGUCUUCAUUGUCCGGUUCCUGCUGGGCUUCCUGCUGCCUUUCUGCACCAUCGUGGGAUGCUAUAUCCGCGUAGGCCUGAAGAUGAAGGAUAAGAAGCUGGCAUGGGCUGGGAAGCCCUUCAAGGUCAUGGUAGCCGCGGUGGUUUCCUUCUUCCUCGGCUGGCUGCCCUACCACCUCUACCAUGGCUUGAAGCUCUACAAGAAGGAGGUGCCAGAGUCAGUGACAGGUGUCCUCUUGGUCAUUCACACCUUCACAUCCUGCUUCAAUGCCUCCUUCUCCCCCAUCCUCUACCUCUUCGUAGGGGAGAAGUUCUGGCAGGUCUUCAGGACAUCUCUUCUCACUCUGGUCAAAGCAGCUUUUGUCGAUGAUCUUGGCAACAGUGGCUCCGAGUCUAGUGGAAGACACGGGUCAGAAGUUGAGAACACAAGGGAAGAGAUGGUCUGAAGGUGCCCAGACUUGGGGACAGUUGAAAACUUGGCAUCCCCAUUAUUCAGGAUUUCUGCUGUUUCUUAAACCUGAUGGGUUCCAGGUGUCUCAAUGUUUAUAAACCCCUCAGUAUACCUGGAUUCUAGAUUCCUUGCUGUCUCUCUCUCAAUUUUUUCAAACUCAGUGGGUCAUCAGUGGCACCAGAUUGCUAGCCAGCUCCAGAACCCUGUUUGUUUUAGGUCUCUCAAUGUGUUUUAACCUAACUGACUCUUGGAUUGUGCAUCUCUAGCUAGCUCCGGAAUCUCAUUUAUUGUCAGCUGUUCAAUAGGUUCAAACUCAAAGUCUGUUUAGGUCCCUGACUGGAUCUAGGAUAUCACUGGAUUCUAGAGUGUUUUCAGACCACACAGAAUCCAGCAGGUUCCAGAUUGUCUGCUAAAACAUUCAUCUUGGCUCUAGAUUUCCAAAUGAUUUUUAAUCCAUUAGGUGUGAUAUAUUACAGGAGAGUCUGUGUAUUACUAUAGCACUAUCUAGCUCUUCUCCAGUGCUUGUCAUCAGAAGAUCUCAAAGAACUUUACCAAGGAGGUCAGUAGCA
Messenger RNA from Chelonoidis abingdonii (Abingdon island giant tortoise), 1982 nucleotides. The record is from RefSeq and is a predicted model, not a curated record. Lineage: Eukaryota; Metazoa; Chordata; Testudines; Testudinidae.